CGGAAAAAUAAUUUUAUCUAUGGGUGUUUGCCUGCAUGUGUGUGUGUAAUUGUAAUCUGAGAUUAUAGAUCUGGUGUUUUUUUGCGGAAUGGAAAUUUGUAUUGAUUCAAUAGAGUCGGCUAAAAAUGCUAUAAAAGGUGGCGCUAGCAGACUCGAAGCAUGCUCAGCUUUAUCAGAAGACGGAUUGACGCCAACUCCCGGAUUGAUUCGAUUUAUUAAGAAUUAUUCGGAUGUUCCGGUUUAUGCGAUGAUACGAAUUAGGGCGGGAAAUUUUGUCUACUCUGAAGAAGAGAAGGCAGCGAUGUUGUAUGACUUGCAAAUACUUGACAGCAUUGGAGCUGAUGGUUUUGUAUUCGGAGCUUUGAAAGCCGACAAUUCUGUCGACGUGGAUGUAUGCAAAGAAAUAAUUAACGCGGCGAAAUUCAAACCCGUGACAUUCCAUCGCGCUUUUGAUGAAGUUGCCAAACCUCUUGAAGCGCUAGAACAAGUGAUAAGUCUUGGGUUUAAGAGGGUUUUAACUUCCGGACAGAAAAAUACGGCUCCGGAAGGGCUGGAGUUGAUUAAGGAACUAGUAAAGCAGGCUGGUGACCGCAUUAUCGUAAUGCCAGGAAGUGGUAUCAAUCCUGAUAACAUUUUAUUGAUCAAAGAUACAACUCACGCUAAAGAAUUCCAUGCGUCAGCUAAAAUUCGUUUGGACAUCAAAGAUAAGGGGGAAAAUAAUCGGAAUGGAAAAAAACAAUGCGAGGGCAUUAUGGUAACAUCUGAAGAAAAAGUUAAACAGAUGGUUAAUAUUAUUAAAUCUUUGUAAAAUAUGUCAUUAUACAUUUGUACUCUUUUUUUUUUUUAAAUAAAAAUAUUUUACUACCCGAAUUAUUUUGGAC
This is a messenger RNA of Microplitis demolitor, 881 nucleotides long. RefSeq names its product copper homeostasis protein cutC homolog. The transcript has 2 exons. The record is from RefSeq and is a predicted model, not a curated record. Lineage: Eukaryota; Metazoa; Arthropoda; Insecta; Hymenoptera; Braconidae. The coding region runs from base 89 to 808 and encodes 239 amino acids. Gene Ontology annotation, molecular function: copper ion binding.